AUGGAGAUAUUUGAACAAGUGGAAGAAAGCGUUGGCCGGUCGGCCUUCAAUUCAGACGCACCUGCUCCCAUGGACGUUCUCGAUGAGCUGGUAUCCCAUUCGGCCUCUGCGGCUCUUACGCAGCUGCGGCAAAUCAGCUCGUCGUCGACAAGCCGUCCUUCCAGACGUCUGAGGAAGAAGAGGGCGACCAACCUUCAGCUCGGGGAGAGACGGAAGGACAUCGGGCUGGGAGGAUGGUGUGCGAGGAGAGUCGCCAGCCCAUUGCAUGUCCCGGCCUGGCGAAGCGAAGGAAUAUUGGGGGUGUAG
This is a messenger RNA of Grosmannia clavigera kw1407, 306 nucleotides long. RefSeq lists its product as uncharacterized. The coding region runs from base 1 to 306 and encodes 101 amino acids. NCBI's taxonomy places the organism in Eukaryota, Fungi, Ascomycota, Sordariomycetes, Ophiostomatales, Ophiostomataceae. The transcript has a single exon. The record is from RefSeq and is a predicted model, not a curated record.